AUGAUAUAUCAUGACAUAAUUAAUAAUAAUUUAUCUUUUAAUCGUUCUAAACGUGCUGCAACAUCAGAUAAAGGUCGCUUAUGGCCAAAUGGUUUAAUUCCAUAUGAAAUCGAUGAAACAUUUUCUGGAAAACAUUAUAAACUUUUUCAAAUGGCAAUGAGAUUAUGGAUGAAUUUAACAUGCCUGACAUUCAUUCCAAAAACAGAUGGUUCAUUAUUAACAAAAGAUUAUAUAUAUUUUACUGCUGAUGAAUGUGGAUGUUGUUCAUAUGUUGGAAAACAUAUGGAUGGUAAACAAAUAAUUUCAAUUGGAAGAAAAUGCGAUAAAUUUGGAAUUGUUUUACAUGAAAUAGGUCAUACAAUUGGUUUUUGGCAUGAACAUACUAGAGAAGAUAGAGAUAAAUAUGUUGAUAUUUUUUAUAGUUCCAUAAAAGAUGAUCAGGAAUAUAAUUUUGAUAAAAGUAAACCUGGUGAAAUUGAUUCAUUGGGAGAAAAUUAUGAUUAUGAAAGUAUAAUGCAUUAUUCAAGAAAUACAUUUUCAAGAAGUAUAUAUUUAGAUACUAUAUUACCAAAACAUAAUAUAAAUGGUAAAAAACCAGAAAUUGGUCAAAGAACACAUUUAAGUAUAGGUGAUAUAAGACAAACAAAUAAACUUUAUCAAUGUGAUACAUGUUUUAAGACAUUUUAUCAAAGAAAUGGAAUAAUAUCAAUAAAAAAUGAAAGAAAAUGUACAUUUAGAAUAUUAGGUGCAAAAGGAGAACGAAUUAGAAUAAAAAUUUUUCCAAAAAAUGUUUUAAAAGAGAAUAAUGAAGGAAAAUCUGAUAAAUGGCUUACAAUAAGAGAUGGUUUUCAUGAAAAAAGUAAAAUUUUAGGCAUAUUAAAGACAAAUAAUUUAAAUAAUAUUGAAUUUAUUUCUAAAGAAAAUUUUAUGUUUAUUCAAUUUAAAAAUAAUUCAUUAAUUAAAAAUGAAUUUAUACUUGGAGAAUAUGAAUUUAUAUGUGGUGGAAAAUUAACAAAAAGGAAAGGAUUUAUUGAAAGUCCAAAUUUUCCAGAAUUAUACCCAUAUAAUAUUUCUUGUCAAUGGGAAAUUGAAGUUUCUAAGAAUAUGCUUGUUGCUAUAAAAAUUUUGUACAUUGAGAUUGAAAAAUCUGGAAAUUGUAUGUAUGAUAAUAUUGAAUUUUAUGAAGAAUCUAAUGGUGAAUUAUUAUUAAGAACUUGUGGAUCAUACAAUGAAACAAUUUCUGUUGUAACAAAAGAAAGCAAUAAAAUGAAAAUAAUAUUUAAUAGUGAUGCAUCAAAUAAUAAGAAUGGUUUUUUAUUACAAUAUUUAACAGAAGAAAAUGAAUGUAAAAAGAAAAAUGAUUUAUGUGAACAUAUUUGUAUUAAUGAAAUUGGUGGUUAUUCUUGUCAAUGUCAUCCAGGUUUUUCUCUUAGUAAAGAUAAAAGGACGUGUCUCAAUAAAUGUGGUGGACAUUUAGCAAAUUUAACGGGUGCUAUUAUAUCACCAAACUUUCCAAAUCAGUAUCCACCUAAUACAGAAUGUACAUGGGAUAUUAUUCUUAAAGAUGAUUAUCAAAUAUUUUUAAAUUUUUCUUUUGUGUCACUUGAAGGUAUCAUAACAGAUUGUUCUUAUGAUUCUAUUUUGGUUUAUGAAUUAGAUAAUAAUAUGUCAGUAAAUCAUUCAUCAAUUGUUCAAAUUUGUGGUCAACAUACACAACCAUUAUUAAUGAAAUCAACAGCUAAUAAAAUUAGAAUUAAAUUUCAAUCUGAUUCUUCUGUUGAAAAGUUUGGGUUUAUUGCAUCAUAUAUUGGAUUUCAUGAUGAAUGUCUAUUAUCAAAUGGAGGAUGUGAACAAAUUUGUGAAAGUAACAUAAAUUCAUUUAAAUGUAAAUGUUUAGAUGGUUUUAGUUUAUCAAAUGAUGGUUAUAGUUGUCUUGAAGAUGCUUGUUCUUUUCAACUUUUUGAUUCUAAAGGUUCUUUUGCAUCACCAAAUUAUCCUGAAGGUUAUCCAAGUGAUAAAGAAUGUAAAUGGCAUUUUAUAACAACACCAGGUCAUACAAUUGAAUUAACAUUUCAUGAAUUUGACCUUGAAGAAAGUUCUAAUUGUUCUUAUGAUAAUGUAUCAAUAUAUAAUACAUAUGAAUCUUCAAUUGAUGAAUUAAUAGGAAUUUAUUGUUAUGAUAAUUAUAAUAAAGAAUUUUCAGUAUCUUCAAAUGGUAAUCAAAUGUUUCUUGUUAUGAAAACGGAUUCUUCAAUAAUGCAUAAUGGUUUUAAAGCAUCUUAUUACUCAAAAUGUGGUGGUACUCUUUAUGUUGAUAACGAAGUUGGUUACGUCUAUUCACAUGAUAAAUAUGGUGAAGGAAAUUAUUAUCCAAAUUCUAAUUGUAAAUGGAAAUUAAAAAUGAAAGAUGACAGUUUAAUAAAAGAUAAUAUUAUUAAAAUUAAAUUUAUUAAAUUUAAUCUUGAAAGUAGCAAUAAUUGUGAUUGUGACCAUGUAAAAAUUAUUGAACACAAAAACUCUGAUGAUUCUGGAAAAAUAAUAGAUAAAUUUUGUGGAAAUAAAUUACCAUCAAUUAUAAUGUCAAGAAAAGAAAUAGUUACAAUUGUCUUUAGUAGUGAUGACUCAAUGGAAGGGAAAGGAUUUGUCUUUGAAUAUCAAUUAACUAAAGUAAUUAUUUGA
Strongyloides ratti is the source of this 2679-nucleotide messenger RNA. RefSeq names its product Astacin-like metalloendopeptidase. The record is from RefSeq and is a predicted model, not a curated record. The transcript has 3 exons. NCBI's taxonomy places the organism in Eukaryota, Metazoa, Nematoda, Chromadorea, Rhabditida, Strongyloididae. Bases 1 to 2679 code for a protein of 892 amino acids. Gene Ontology annotation, biological process: proteolysis. Gene Ontology annotation, molecular function: serine-type endopeptidase activity; calcium ion binding; metalloendopeptidase activity.